This is a messenger RNA of Lycium ferocissimum, 3201 nucleotides long. RefSeq names its product auxin response factor 18-like. The record is from RefSeq and is a predicted model, not a curated record. The transcript is spliced from 5 exons. Gene Ontology annotation, cellular component: nucleus. NCBI's taxonomy places the organism in Eukaryota, Viridiplantae, Streptophyta, Magnoliopsida, Solanales, Solanaceae. Bases 674 to 2758 code for a protein of 694 amino acids. Gene Ontology annotation, biological process: regulation of DNA-templated transcription; response to hormone. Gene Ontology annotation, molecular function: protein binding; DNA binding.
CUUGUUAUUUUGUAUGCUAUACAAAUAUAAAGCUCUCUUUCUCUUUGUGUGUGAAUAUAUAGUUGUGUUUACUUUGAGACAAAAAGAUGACAAAGAGUUUUUUUUGUUAGUGAAAAGUCAUUGUAAACCAGUUUUCACUUUCCAUCACUUUUGAUAAUUUGUUAGGGUUUUCUUGUUUUUCUUUCCUUUUUCUUUGUUGUUUGUUUCUGUCUAGUGAAUUGUGAAGUGGGGUUCUGUUAUUUUUUUGUGUGUGAUUGAGAAACAAUUUAAAGGUGGAAUCUUUUGGUUUCUUGGAGCAAAUUUUACAGAAGUUUCUUGAAUUUUUAGAAGAAAAAGAUUGGAAUUUUGGCUUGAUUUUGUACUCAAAGUGAGUCAAAGAUUGGAUUUUUUUGUUUUUGUUUUGGUGUAAUGGAUGAUUAAGAGGGAAUUUUCUGUUUUGAAGUUGUCAAAUUGAAGAAAAUGAGGACUUUUGGGUUGAAUCUUGUCAAGUUGUUUAUAAUUUUGUGAGAGAGUACUAUGUACUUGUAAUUGAUGUUUCUGGAUAUAGAUUUCAUUGCUGAACAAAUAUAGAAAGCAUUUUCACUUCCUAAUGGGAAAAUAAGUUUUUAUGAGCUAAAGAGUUGGUUGGUUCUUGAAUUGAUUGUCAUAUUGGUAAAAUUUUGUUGACAUCAAGAUGAUUACUUUUAUGGAUCCAAAGGACAAAGUGAAAGAAAUAGAAAAGUGUUUAGAUUCUCAACUAUGGCAUGCUUGUGCUGGUAGUAUGGUACAAAUGCCUUCAAUUAGUUCAAAGGUUUUCUAUUUUCCUCAAGGUCACUCAGAGCAUGCUAGUGGAAAUGUCGAUUUUAGGAGCUCCACUAGGAUUCCGUCGUAUAUUCCUUGUAAAGUCUCGGUGAUUAAAUAUAUGGCUGAUCCUGAAACUGAUGAGGUUUAUGCCAAGAUUAGGUUGAUUCCUAUUAGUAGGAAUGAAGUUGAAUUUGAUGAAGAUGGGGUUGUUGGGGGGAUGAACGGUUCGGAUAACCAAGAUAAACCUACUUCAUUCGCUAAGACUUUAACGCAAUCGGAUGCGAACAAUGGCGGAGGUUUUUCAGUCCCGAGGUAUUGUGCGGAGACGAUAUUUCCUCGUUUGGAUUACUCCGCGGAUCCUCCCGUUCAGACCAUCCUUGCUAAGGAUGUUCACGGGGAGACAUGGAAAUUCAGGCAUAUUUAUAGAGGGACGCCGAGGCGCCAUCUGUUAACGACGGGAUGGAGUACUUUUGUGAACCAUAAAAAGCUCAUUGCUGGUGAUUCCAUUGUGUUCUUGAGGGCGGAAAACGGAGACCUUUGUGUAGGCAUUCGGAGGGCAAAGAGGGGAAUUGGAGGUGGGCCCGAGACUUCUUCUGGAUGGAAUCCGGCUGGUGGGAAUUGUAUGGUACCGUACGGAGGGUUUUCAAGUUUUCUUAGGGAAGAUGAGAAUAAAUUAAUAAGAAAUGGGAGCGGGAACUUGAUGAACAGGGGAAAAGUGAAGGCAGAAUCGGUUGUCGAAGCUGCAAAUCUUGCAGCCAGUGGACAACCAUUCGAGGUGAUUUAUUACCCUCGUGCGAGCACUCCGGAGUUUUGUGUGAAGGCCUCGCUUGUAAAGGCAGCAUUGCAGAUCCGUUGGUGCUCGGGGAUGAGGUUCAAGAUGCCUUUUGAAACUGAAGAUUCUUCACGGAUAAGUUGGUUCAUGGGAACUAUAUCUUCAGUUCAGGUUUCCGAUCCCAUUCGGUGGCCAGAUUCACCUUGGAGGCUUCUGCAGGUGACGUGGGACGAACCUGAUCUGCUCCAAAAUGUGAAACGUGUCAGCCCAUGGCUCGUGGAAUUAGUCUCGAACAUGCCUACCAUUCACCUUUCUCCCUUCUCACCCCCACGAAAGAAACUAAGAUUACCUCAACAUCCAGAUUUUCCUCUCGAUGGCCACCAUCUUCCUAUGCCGGCUUUCUCCGGUAACCACCACCUUCUAGGGCCUAAUAACCCCUUCGGUUGUCUUCCCGACAACACCCCUGCUGGCAUGCAGGGAGCCAGGCAUGCUCAAUAUGGUUUAUCAUUAUCAGAUAUCCACCUCAAUAAGCUGCAUUCGAAUUUUUUUCCGGUUGGUUUUCCGCCACUUGAUCAGGCUGCAGCAGCACCCCCUAGACCCCUAAAUAGUCCAAUGAUCGGUAAGCGAUGUAACAGCGAGAAUAAUAUAUCUUGCUUGCUAACCAUGGGAAAUUCCGCUCACUCUACGAAGAAAUCUGAUAUUGGAAAAGCACCACAACUCAUGCUUUUCGGUCAACCUAUACUUACUGAGCAGCAGAUCUCUCUUAGCUGCUCGGGAGAUACUGUUUCUACUGUUCGUACAGGGAAUAGUUCCUCGGAUGGUAAUGCUGAUAAAAUAGGGAACGGGUCUGAUGGUUCGGGUUCCGCACUUAAUCAACGUGGUUUAACAGAACGAUCGCCGUGUGACACAUUUCAAUCCGAGGCAAAUACCGAGAUUGGACACUGUAAGGUUUUUAUGGAAUCAGAAGAUGUAGGUCGCACACUGGAUCUUUCAUUACUAGGAUCUUACGAAGAGUUAUGCAGGAAAUUGGCAAAUAUGUUUGGCAUUGAAAACUCGGAGAUGCUUAAUCAUGUUCUCUACCGGGAUACCACUGGCGCGGUCAAGCAACUCGGUGAUGAACCAUUUAGCGACUUCAUGAAAACAGCACGAAGGUUAACGAUUCUAACUGAUUCAAGCAGCGACAAUGUAGGACUAAGGGAGUAAGAGAGAUUAAGUAAAUCUCGACUCCACUUUCCUUUCGAACUGUACAGCUGGAAGAUCGAGUGCUCUGUUCCUAACAUUUUAACUCUUUCGGAUAUGCUGAAGAAGAUAUUUAAUUACCAAGUUCAAGAGUGGAAAAGUUUGCGAUUCAGCAAAAUUUUCGCAGACUUUUCAGUUCGAAUGCUGUUUCUCGGGGACAGUAUGUGUUUAAUAGGUUUCUUUGGAUUGUUUUCUGAGUUUUGUUCAGACAACACCUACAAAGAACAAGAUGUACUUGUUUUUUGUAGGCUUUGUCUGCUAAUUCUAGUACUCCAUUUACUUAUGGAAGCCUUCUAAGAAGGCUUAAGACUUUCUUGUUUUGUUUUCUAUCUAAUGAGUACAGUUCCAAACUUUGAGAAAUUGUAAGUUAUCAUUCUUGACUUGAGCUCUUAUUCUUGGUUGACUGA